This is a messenger RNA of Ectocarpus siliculosus, 4815 nucleotides long. Lineage: Eukaryota; Phaeophyceae; Ectocarpales; Ectocarpaceae. The record is from the annotation of a GenBank genome assembly.
AUGGAUCGCUAUCGCGUGGACAAGGUGGUGGGCAAGGGGAGCUUUGGUCAGGCCAUCCUCUGCGCUAGGAUUGCAGAUGGCAAGGCGUGUAUUGUCAAGCAGGUGGACACUUCGAAGCUCCCUGCAAAGGCUCGUCGAGAAGCGAGCAAAGAAGCUACCUUGCUGGCCAAGCUCAAGCAUCCCAACAUCGUGGGCUUCUGGGAGAGCUUCUUCCACGGAGCCUCUCGAGACGUGCUAUGCAUUGUCAUGGACUACGCCGACGGCGGGGACCUCAGCUCCUGCCUCAGCAGGAGGAACGGCCGCCUGAUCGACGAGGAAAUUGUCCUCGACUGGUUCGUGCAGACGACGCUCGCUCUCAAGCACAUCCACGACCGAAAGAUUUUGCACAGGGACCUCAAGACGCAGAACAUCUUUCUGACGCGUUCGAGGGUGGUCAAGCUCGGGGACUUUGGCAUCGCUAAGGUCCUUGGGAGCACCUUUGACCUGGCGAGGACAGCUAUUGGAACUCCCUACUACAUGUCACCCGAGAUAUGCCAGGAGAAGCGGUACAACCACAAGUCCGACAUGUGGAGCUUAGGUUGCGUCCUGUAUGAGAUGACCUGCCUACGUCAUGCGUUUGAAGGCAACAACAUGCGGCUGCUGGUGAUGAAGAUUUGCUCGCAGGAUCCGCGGCCGAUAUCUGCAAGGUAUAGCUCCGGCGUGCGCAGCCUUGUGGCGCAGCUUCUGAAGAAGGAUCCCCACGCGCGGCCUAGCACCGGUGCGGUGCUGCGGCGACCUCUGAUGAAGGAUAAGAUCGGACGCUUCCUCAGCAAGGCGCAGAAGAGUUCAGCAAUGGUGUAUCUCCAGGCCAUCAGCCAACCGCCUCCUCCUCCUCCUCCUCCGCUGCCGCUGGGGCCGCAUCCGCCGCGCCGAACUCUCUGUCCAGUGCGGCCGCCGCCGCCGCCGCCGCCCCUCGGUGGCCGUUCAACGGUGCCGGUAUCAGCCGCCCGCGACCAACGGGCGCUUCGCCCGGGGGCGGUCGCGAGAACAUCGACGCCGGGCGACGGGCACGGCCGAUCGGCCUCGAGGGAGGACGGGGUGGCGGCGAGGUUGUUGCCCAAGGAGAAGCGGCAGCAGGCUUGGCGGAAGAACGGAGAAAAAGGUGGUCCGCAGAAGAGGAAGCGGCCGACGAGCGGAGGAGGAGGGCUGAGGCUUUGGCGAGAAAGAAGGAGAUUCGUGUACGACGGCGACGCCAAGGCUCAGAGACCCCGCCGGCCGUCUGCGAGAGCUAUGUUGCCCGCCGAAGAAGAGGGUCCGGACGUUCGCGGCGCGUGCGGAGGUGUAGCCGGAGCUCGGGAAGAGCGGGUGUUCCAACGCCUUCAAAACAUGCGCGGAGGCGGCGGUGCUUCGCCGGCCGGGGGCGGCCUAGAAGGCCCCGCGAAACCGAAGAGGCCGGACAGGGAAGCGCAAGCGAAGAGGAGGGGGGUGGUGGGGGGAGGGUUGAGGUCAGAGAGGGUCGUGGGUGCCGCGAAGUACAGGGUCGAGGAGAUGAGUGCGGCCUUGGAGUUGGUGCGGCGGCGGCGAGCGGCGAGGGCCGUCUUCGGAAUCGGGAGCCCGGACAAAGACGCCGAGGAAGACGGGCAGAGCAACUUGGAGGUGAAGUCGACCAGGAGCUGUCGCGAUCGUUCUCGGCCAGGGGAGGAAGUCACCACGCCUUGCCGUGAGUCUGGCGAGAGGACGGCGGUACCAGGAGAGCCCUCGGCCGAAACGGGAAAUGCGCCAACACCGUCGUCGGAGUCGAAACAUGCAACCAACCGUCACCACGACCGCGAUGGCAACCGCGGGACCGCUCCUGCCGACGACAAGGGAGGCGCAGACAGCGAUGGGGAGAUUAACCAAGCCGAGAACGCCAGAGAAUAUCGCCGUCGGCUGGGACAGGCCCAGCGGGAGACCGUUCCGGAGACCGUUGCGGAAACCGUUCCCCGUCAGGCCGAGCGGAAGGGGCCCAGCGAUGCUGUUGGCGGCGAUGCCGCCCCCGCCCCCGAGAACGAGCGGAAGGCCGGGGGCGUUUGUCGAGGCGAGGCUGUGUCGAUGGACGGCAGGGGGCAGGAGGCAAAGAGCAUCGCGCAAGGCCCCGGCAGCGACGUUCCGAUGGAGGCUGUUGAUGCGGAAGGCGGUUGCGGAGAUGGCGGGGUAAGGGUCAAGGUUAACCUCGGGGUGGACGACGGGUGGUUCCAGACGUUCGAAGCCAAGAUGGGCGCGAUAAAGAAGCAGGUGGAGCAGAUCAAGUCUCCGCCGACGUCCACGCCGCGACGGAGAGACGGCGACCGGGAGGACUACGUCGGCAGUAGCAGGCCGGACCCGGUCGCAGCAGCAAAAUCCCAUCGAGAUUUCGAGACACCGCCGCCGCCCCGCUACCCUAUGAGGCAGCAGCGCGCGCCUCGCGGCAUCCACAACGACGAACAAGCCGAUGACGAUGAUGAUGAUGAUGAAGCUUCUGUGCGCUCUGCGGGCUUGUUGCGGCGAUCUGACUCCUCCUUCUCGCAGCAGACGGCCAGACUUCAAGCGGCGGCAGCUGCAGUGGAAGCGGCAGCGGAGGUGCUGGCUGCCAUCCCGGCGCACACCGCAACUUCGGAGAACAACCAGACUCCCGAAGUGAGGCGCUGCCGCAGCGACGGCGACCUCCUCGUGGACCAAGGAGACCGCCUUCGUCCCCCUACGUCCGACGAGGCCGGCGACGAGGAGGCUGGCAACCCUGUAGAGGGCGUCGGCGGCAGUGGCAGCGGGGCGGCGAGGGCGAAGCCUUCGGGCCUUGGGGGUCCCGGGGGCGUGAAGGUGGCCAUGACGCCGGCUCAGCGAGGGAGCGGAGGGCGAGCGGCGGGGCAGCCUCCGGUCUCUAGCCGUAGCGAGAGAAAGCCUCCAAGACACGCUGCUGCGCUGGCGGCCGAGCUGGGACGGCAUUCGGACAACCGGCCACGGGCAAAGGCGAGAAGCGGGGUAAGGGCACCCAGCGGUAACGGCGACGGCGAGGAAGGAGGAAGAGGACUCGAGGCUCACCCCCCCUCCGCGGAAGAGAGGGUGCAGGCUCUGCGCGCCACCCGCGACCGCGAGCGAGGCAAGCUGCGGGCUUUGAUCGCGGAAAAGAGACGGAGGUCAAGCAUCGAGAAGGCCAAGGCCGCGGCGGGCGGGGAAGCGUCGCCGCAGGGCGCAGCACCGCGCGGCGAACCGGAACCGGACGAGCCGCUCCUGCCACGACAAGAGUGGAGCUCUCCCAGAGACAUGGCGGCGGCUGGGGGCGGGGGGCGGCGGCCUGCUGACCGCGCCACGGGACCCCCGGCGUCCGAGCCACGAGGAGGGCGGUGUCGAGGCACACCCCUACAUAGAGUCGCUUGCCCGAAGGGAGGAGCGCGUUCGGGGUCCGUAAACGCUUCGACUCGCCGCCGGAGAAGACCAGGGAGCGACUUCAAGAACGUCGACAGCAGCAACCAGGAGGGUGAACUCAACGCAGGGGCGAGGAGGGAACCCGCGAAGCGGCAACAGAGCCUUCGUGACUUUAUCGCGGAGAGUAGGCGGGACCAACGGGCGAGGCGGUCUGUCGGUCGUGAUGAAGACGACGACGAGGACGACGACGGCGACGGUUUCUCUGUCCUGGUGCCCUCGGGACCAAGCCGCAGGCACGGGGAGGGACGGUCGACGGACCACGAUGCGCUAGCAGCGGGAGGAGAGGAGAAGGGGGCAGGAGAGGUGGUCGGGUUUGACGACGCGGCCGUUGCCGUAGUCGCGGCCCGUAGAAAUAUUGGCCUAGACUUUGAGAAGGAGGGCAGGGUAUGGGAGGCAGAAGGAGGAGGAGGGGCAGAGGCAGCAGGCGGGGCAAGAGUUUUCUCCGAGGGUGGGGGUUCCGCCGCUGAGUUUGGCCGGGGGGGGGCGGAAGAAGAGAAGGGGGGCGAAGAAGAGAACGUUGUCAGCAGAGGGUCGUCGAAGUCGUCGUCAUCGUCCACGUUGUGGAAUUGGGAGCACGCGGCGGUUGGCGAGGCUGCGGGUGCCAUGGAAGGGGUGCACCCGGGCCUUGCGACGUACAACUCUCAGCGAACAGCGGCGGCGGUGGCGGGGGGCGGCGGCGGUGGGGGGCGCGCGGGACAGGAGGAAUACGCGCGAAUGUUAGAGCUGAUGCAGCAGGAGGUUCUCGAGCUAGGAGAUGACGCCAGCACGGACUCCGGGUGGGGCGAGAGCAGCUCCAGCUCCGGCGAGGAGUCGAAGCAGCGACCGAGCGGAGGCGACGACGAGGAGCAGAGGACUAGCGGCGGCGGCGGCGGCGGCGGCGAAGAAAGAAGUCACAACGAAGACGGUGUUAGUAGCAACAACGCUUCCCGGGUCGUUUCAGGACCCGAGCUGGCCGUGUUCUUGUCUCAGGGGGGGGUGGAGGGUAGCGAUCCCAACGGCGGCGGUCUUGAUGCGAAGGACGAUCAUGGGUCGUCGGGAGCGGCGAAUUUGCUGUCGCCUGGUGCCCCCUCCUGCGGCGGCGGAGACUCCUCGGUCCUCGCGUACUCUGGGUCUGGGCUCCAGGGUUUAGCGGCGGGCGGGGACGUUUCGACAGCGGAAGAGCUCAGGAGUGCUGCUUGUCGAGGCGGAGAAUUCCCGUGGGCAGCGGAUGAGGUACUAUCUCGUGAAGAGGAGUGCUGCGGGGAUAGUAGUGGGAAGGUUCCGGUGGCAACAGAUGGGACGCCUCUCAGAGAUACCCGUGAGGAUCUCGGGACGAAGUCGUCAUCCCUCAGUGGCGAAUUGCGAGGUGUAGAUUUUAUCCUCAGCAAGUCGAUGACCAGAGGUGCGCACCCUUGA